Messenger RNA from Spirometra erinaceieuropaei, 1653 nucleotides. NCBI's taxonomy places the organism in Eukaryota, Metazoa, Platyhelminthes, Cestoda, Diphyllobothriidea, Diphyllobothriidae. The record is from the annotation of a GenBank genome assembly.
AUGCCCUUCCGAACAGCAAUCUGGGUAUGGUCAAUUUCUAUCGCCGGUUACUCCCGCACUGUGCCGACACCAUCCUGCCGUUCCAAACGUUCAUUUGAGCUGUCUGCAGACGUCCUCACUGCUUUUGACAAGUUGAAGGUUGUCCUGGCCGACGCCACCCUCCUCACCCAUUUUUCUCCCGAUGCUCUCAUUUCCCUUAUGGAUGACGCCUACAAUGUAGCAGUAGGUUCGGCUCUCCAACAGCACUUUGCAGGCCGCACCCAACCGUUACCCGCCGAGACGUGUUAUAGCACAUUUGGACGGGAGCCCCUUUCUGUUUUUCUCGCGGUGAAACACUUCCGGCACUUCUUUGAGGGCAGGGACUUCACUGUGUUCGCGGAUCACAAGCCCCUUUAGUUCGCUCUCAAGUUCACGUCAGAUAAGCUCAACCACGGGGAAAUUCGCCAACUGGACUACAUCUCACAGUUUACCUCAGACAUCCGCCACAUCAACGAGUCACGCAAUGAGGUGGCGGAUGCACUGUCCAGACCCUCCAUCGCACAUCUCGAACUUUCUCCCGGGAUCGGACCUAUGUACCAUGGCUGCCGAACAACACCCAGUUGGUUCUUCCUGUGACGAGGACGUUUCCGGACUACAAAUCCAGGACCUGCCAUUGACUACUGCACCAUUCUAUGCGACGUCUCCACCACUUUCCAUCGUCCCUUUUUGCCGCCAUCCCUCCGCCGCAAAGUCUUCUCCUCCCUGCACAACUUUUCUCACCCUGGGAGUCGAGUUACCGAUAAGCUGGUUUGCAAGCGCUUCGUUUGGCCUGGGAUGCACAAGGACCUGAAGGCAUGGACACGGGCGUUUUUCGGCUGUCAACGGAAUAAGGUCCAACGGCACAACAAAGCUCCCAUUGGCGCCUUCAUUACUCCGGACGCACGGUUCAGUCAUGUUUACCUGGACAUUGUAGGCCUCCUGGCUCUGUCCAAUGGCUGUUCCUAUCUCCUUACCUCGUGCAUCAAUUCACCCAGUGGCCGGAAGCUAUUCCCUGACUGAUGUGGCUGCUCCAACAUUCAUCAAUGCUUUCCUCAGUCGCUGGGUUACCAUCUUUGGUGACCCUCCAAUAUCACGACCGACCGCGGUGCCCAAUUUGAAUCUAAUCUCUUAGAGUGUCUUCUCUACUUAUUAGGCUAUACUCCAUCCGCACUACAGCCUAUCAUCCGUCAGCCAACUAGAGGUUCAAGCGGUUUCACCGCCAGCUGAAGGCAUCCCUAUGCGCCGCAGACGAUCCGGAGAGCUGAACAGACCACCUCCCCCUAGUCCUCCUCCCUCAAGUCGGACCUUGACUGUUUUGCUGCUGCACUCGUGUUCGGUGCCACCGUCCGACUGCCUGGUGAGAAUAUCUCGCCAACCCCGCGAUUUGCAAUUGAGGAUCCUACCAACCUCCUGCACAGCCUCCGGCAAUUCAUGCGGACACUUUCCCUUGUUCCGCUCCGGCCAUCCGUCUCCAGUCUUACCUCGAGCAAGAUUUGGCGACAUGCUCUUACGUCUACCACCGAUGUGAUCGAGUCCGCCGGCCCCUGGAACCAACCAACGACGGCCGCUUCUAAGUUAUCUCUCGUGGGACGAAGAACUUCCGCAUCCAACGCGGAACUCGCGCGGAGGUCGUGA